AUGAUUGAGGUGGAUCUGGAGGUGGGUCUGAUGGCAGCUGAAGCCAUCGUGGCCGUGGAGGAGGAGGUGAAGAAGACGGGCACCUCGUCGUCGUCGUCGCCCUCGAGGGGCUGGAGGAUUUAUGUGGCUCUUCUGGCCAUCGGACUGUGUGCUGCUGCCGCCAUCUUCUUCUCUGUCCACGACCAGUCCUCAAUGCUGUCAACUCAGAAAGAAGGAGAAUCUGAAGGAAAUGAAGGAAACUAUAACAAGGAGUCACAGCUUUUGCACUGGGAAGAUGAUGCAGACCAAGCUUUUUCAGUUCCUAAGAUGGGUGGACUGAAACUUGAGGACAACAAAAUUGUCAUCCCCAAGAAUGGCCUGUACUUCGUCUACAGCCAAGUGUCCUUCAUAGUGAAUUGCGUUGUCAGCCAAAAUGAUGACCAACCCCUGAAGAACAUGCUGGAGCAUAUUGUUUUCCGCAAGUCAACCACACUGCCGCAGCGCGGGGAGCUGUUGCAUGCAAGGCACACCACCUGUGAGAAGGUGGUGAAGGAGGGCAAGGACGAAGGCCAACGCUGGUACACCACCGUUAACGUGGGGGCCGUUUUCAAACUGAACGCAGGAGACAAGCUCUUCACCGACACAGAGCCCUUGGAAGGAGCCAGUGUAGAUGAUGCGAGUGGACAGACCUUUUUCGGAGCCUUUGCACUCUGA
Molecule: messenger RNA, 693 nt
Organism: Engraulis encrasicolus (European anchovy)
Lineage: Eukaryota; Metazoa; Chordata; Actinopteri; Clupeiformes; Engraulidae
Gene: tnfa
Product: tumor necrosis factor a (TNF superfamily, member 2)
Exons: 3
Coding region: 1-693 (230 amino acids)
Biological process (GO): immune response
Cellular component (GO): membrane
Molecular function (GO): tumor necrosis factor receptor binding
Source: RefSeq, a predicted model, not a curated record